ACGGUCCCUCAACUGCUGACUCUUGUUGUUUGUUUGGCUCAAUAUCAUGUUUUAUUGAUUGUUUUUGUUGAUUUCAUUUUAACAUUUAUUUUAAUUAUUGUAAUUGUUUCGUUAUUGGUUUUAUUUUUGCUUGAUUGGCAGUUAAAAUGGUUGGUCAGAAUCGCAAAUUGAAGUGGAGUUUGGAUGAUUUAGAUCUAACACAACCCAUUGAACCUUUAUCUCGACUCAUCAAUGAACCAGAAAAGCUAAUUGAUGAAGUAUUUAAAAUUGCUGCUCAAUAUUUACCCAAAGAUAUUGUACCAGCUUCUCUUAAGGUUUUUUCUGGUUUUUAUGGAAAGACGAAGAAAAAAAAAGAUAUACCAACCGUCGAGCUGAAAAAAUUAUGUCUUGAACAAUUGAAAAAGGUUGAACACCAAACACUUCUAAAUAUACUUUCCAAUGAGUCCGAUGAUCCGACUGACUUGACACAGACUCAUCUUGCUGAUGUUAAGGACGGGGAAAAGACAACUUUGAAUGUUGAUCAAGUAAAGACAAAAGAAGCCAAAGACGUGGAAAUUCAGGUUGAAAUGAAUUGCAUUCCAAGUGAAAGUGAAGUUGCCCAUUGUUCCAAAGCUGAUGAAAAAAGUACAAAAUCUGAAUCGAAAGGCAUUCCAUCUGAAACUGCUUCUACUUCAAAUGAAACGACAAAUUUAGACAGUAUUCUGGAUCAAGCUGAGAUGGAAAUUCGUGAACUUGAGUUGAGAGCUCAGGCAAUUCGAGAGUUGCUGAAAAAACAUGAAGAAGCUGAUAACGCUAUCAAGGCAACUGAAAGUCAAAAAGAUUCAAGGAAACGGCAGAAAAUAGAUUCCAGUUUAUCGCAUGAAACUAAAAAUACUUCAAAAAUUGAAACUAAAACUGAUUCAGCUAAAGCAGUUAAUCUUCGUAAAGGUGAAAAAUCGAAAGAAAGUAAAGUGACUUCCCGUUUAACUCGAAAUCCAGUGUCGAUGAUUGAAGAAGAGGAAACAGGAGAAGAACAGCAAGACGAAUCGAAUGGCGAAUCCAAUGAACUUGGGCGAAAAGUAAAACAAAGACGAAGCUUGGAUGAAUCUGCGAAGGAAACCAACAUCAUGAUGCAGGUGAACAACGAUAGCGAUGAUUCAAUUGAUCGAGAACUGAAAGGUGAAUGAAAAGUUGCCUCAAAAGAUGAAAUUACUUGAAAGGAAUCUACUUAAUUGGUUUCAAAAGUAAAUUCAAUUUUCUUGUUGAAAUGUUUGUUUAAACAUUAACAUUGGACUUGACUUUUGAAAGUACAAAAACUAAACCAAUAAAACCUGUAAAAAAGCCUGACAAAUGAGAGGAAAAAACGUAAUCUUUUGUAAAUAUUUGUUAAUAUGUAUCAUUAAAAAUAUAAACUUGUCUUGAA
Tetranychus urticae (two-spotted spider mite) is the source of this 1402-nucleotide messenger RNA. RefSeq lists its product as uncharacterized. Gene Ontology annotation, biological process: regulation of apoptotic process. NCBI's taxonomy places the organism in Eukaryota, Metazoa, Arthropoda, Arachnida, Trombidiformes, Tetranychidae. The record is from RefSeq and is a predicted model, not a curated record.